CACAGCGUUUACUGAGCAGAGACCCUAAUUAGACUACAUAUGGUAAUUGCAAUAAAUCACCAUCAUUAGUGUUAGUGUCAGACUGCAUUGCACUCAGUGAGGUAUCACUAUGUCUUGUUUGCUGAUUCUGGUCAUGGUGACUCUAUGGGGUCAGUCCUGUGUGACUGAAGAACAGUACUGCAUGUACCAACCUCAAGGAGCAAAUGUUUUUGUAGGAGAAGCGCUUACUCUCCAGUGCAGAUUUGUGUAUCCAAAGAUUAAGGAAAAUGUCUCAGAAGUGAUCGUUGUAUGGAAGGCUUCCAAAGAAAGUUACUGCGGUGGUCCGACAGAGGAAUUUUACAAGAGUGUGAUGAAUUCCACAUUCCCCCAAUAUAAGGGAAGAGUUGUCCUGGUGGGAGAUUCCAAAGCUCAGAAUGCAUCGAUAACUCUUAUGAAUGUGACCAAGAGAGACGCAAACACCUACUGCUGUGGUGUAACAAUAAAACAUUCAGACGGAAAAUCUACCACUUUUCAGAGCCCGAAAGGGACUCGACUCUCUGUGAGAGGUGAGAAUGAUCUCCUCAUAGAGCAGCCAUUGCUUAUCCCGGCCUUCCGUGGUGAUACAGUGACUAUUUUCUCUCGGUACACAACUAAGAACCGAUAUAUCAUCCCAGAUAUCGUUUCAUGUACUGUGUGGAGAAGCCUAUAUGCUGGACCUAGCUGCAGCACCAUCUACUCCAGAGAGACCUGCGCAGAGAGGACCGGGAAUGAUAUUCUACAUUUCAAAAUCAAUCAUGUUAAUUCUUCACACCGAGGCUGGUACUGCUGGGAAAUAAAUGGUCUAUCAAGAGAUGGAAACAGAUAUACGAUUAGAAAAGGUAUUGGGACAGAACUUCGCAUUGUAGAACGCACAAAGUAUUUAGACAUCCAGCAGCCGUCAGAAACUCUAUACACAAAUCCUGCUCUAAUCCCCUGCACAUACACCAUGCCUCUAUAUAGUGACAUUAUGUGGAUUGGAGUCUACUGGAUGGUCGGGAACCCAAGAGAGGAUUUUGUAUAUCAUCCAGAUACAGAAUUCAUUCACCCGGAUUACAAGGGAAAGACAGAGUUGAUAAAUGGGUCCAAUCUACUCCUAGAAGACUUCCAUGGUCCAGAUAACACCAUAUUCUACUGCCGUGUGGCCCUUCUCCGUUGUGUAUCACAGACACGCAAUUUUACAAAAACAGAGGUAAUAAUGGAGGAAGGCUCAGGAACCAGACUCAGAAUCUGCAGUGUGCCUGUUCACUCCCUAUCGCAACAAGUUGCGAUCUAUGCUGGAAUCAAGCUGGUCAUCCUACUUGUCGUGCUGGUGGUGGCUGUAGUCUACAUGAAGAAAAAGCGUGACCCAGGAUUGUGAGCACCAUGUAAACACACAGAAGAUACACAGCGGUUCCUAUAAAUAUAUCUAUAUGUCAUGAAUAAGCUUUUGUUGUUUCUCUUACUAAGUAACUGUAAUAAACGAUAAAGCUACCUGCUUGCCACUGGUUUCUAGAUAGACAUCUACUGGUCUUCCCAAAAAGAGACUCUAACCACUACAAUCCAUUCUGAAUGCAGCUGCGAGGCUAAUCUUCCUCUCCAGACGUUCAUCGUCUGCAGACCCACUAUGUCAGACCCUCCAUUGGUCACCGGUAUUCUAGCGUAUUCAAUAUAAAAUACUUCUACUCACACACAAGGCCAUUAACCAAAUGACACCUAUGUACAUCUCUUCACUUAUCUCAAAAUGGGGUCAAUGUACCAAAAAUUUGAUCAUUUUCAUAUUUUUUAUCGUCAGUUAUCGGGUCUUUUUCAUGUUUUUUAUCUGGGUUUUUUUCGACAUACAGUAUGUCUAAUUUUUUUAUAAUAGAAAAUGUGAUUGCGAUAAAAGCCCCAAAAUGUGAUAAUUAUCGCUCUACUUUUCAGUCGUUUUAUCGCAUUUUUUUUCCGCAUUUCGAAAAAAUUAAAUGAAUUGCGCAUGCUGUGUUUCAGAACCGGACAUGCAAGGUGAGUUCCUGGGUGGCGUUCAUCACAUACCUGACCUACAGCAGAAAAAAAAUAGCUACAGUAGCUUACUAUGGGACACUUAUUAGAAAACUGAAAGGAGAGGGAACUUUUAUAAAGACAAUUCGAUGAGUUAUUCUAAUGACUGUUAUAAGCAUGUUACUAAGAUGAAAUUCUACUGGCCUUUAGUGUCUGCUGUAAGCUUCCAGCAGAGUUAUUUAGACUGAGUCUCACAAACAAAACAUAUAUAUUUAGUGAUGAGCGGGUUCGGUUUUACUCGGUUUUACUCGGUUCUAAACACGGCAUCUUAUUGGCUAUCCAAAACACAUGACAUCCGUGAACCAAUACGAUUCCGUUUUGAGAACCGAGUAGAACCGAGUAAAACCGAACCCGCUCAUCACUAAUAUAUAUAUAUACAUACAUACAUACAUACAUACACUGUACACACACACACACACACACACACACACACACACACACACACACACACACGUAUGCAUAUAUAUAUAUAUAUAUAUAUAUAUAUGAGAGAAUUUUUAUAUAAUAUAGAUCUCAAGCAAACAACAUACAGAAAAUCUUAGUACAUUUUUAGACUAGUUCAAUAUAUAUACUGUAAGUAUAAUUUAGAUAAAAAGAGAUAUUUUUAGAAUAUUCUUUUUGUAAAAAAAGUUAAUUUAGAGGUGAAACUACAAGAACAAUCAUGGCCUAUUGCUACACUCGCCAGUAAAAGCUGACGAGAAAAAAAAAACAUGAAAAGUUUCAGACAAUUUUCCCGAUAUUGGAAAAGUUCAGGAAAAAAAUGCAAAAAGUAGAUUUUGGCGAAAAACCCCGAUAAAUAAAAUGUAAAAACUUACAUACAUACAGACGAUACUUAAAAAAUGUGAAAAGUAUAAAAAAUCUAAAUUUCUCUCAUUUUUUAACGUAAAAACUGUUGAUACAUAGACCCCAAUAUCUCCCAACGUGACCUCUCUGCUCUUCACAAGAUCUACGUCUCUCAUCCACACUCAUUAUUUGCUCCCAUGCACGAUUGCAGGACUUUCUUUGGGCUGCACCCAAUCUGUGGAAUGCCCUACCAUGCACAAUUAGACUCUCCUCUAGGGGGUCAUUCCGAGUUGAUCGCAAGCUGCCGUUGUUCGCAGCGCAGCGAUCAGGCUAAAAAUCUGCAUUUCUGCGCAUGUGUAUACUCCGCAAUGCGCACGCGCGACGUAUGGGUACAAAGUCCUUUGUGGUUUUACACAGAUUCUAGCGACGUUUUCAGUCGCACUGGUGGCCUCAAGAAGAUUGACAGGAAGUGGGCGUUACUGGGUGUCAGCUGACCGUUUUCAGGGAGUGUUUGCAAAAAUGCAGGCAUGGCUGGGCGGGUUUAUGAAGUCAAAUCCGGACACGAAUAGGCUGAAGUGAUCGCAAGCGCUGCACAAACUGUUUUUGUAGCGCUCGGCUGCACAGGCGUUCGCACUUCUGCUAAGCUAAAAUACACUCCCCAGUGGGCGGUGGCAUAGCGUUUGCACGACUGCUAAAUCUAGCCAGCGAGCGAUCAACUCGGAAUGACCCCCCUAAUGUCCAAACCUUCAAGCAUUCCCUGAAAAAUAAAUUCCCCUUUUCAGGCAAGCUUAUCAAAUUCCAGAUCGGCUCACUCAACCUUCAUAGCUUUCCUAUCCAAUUAUGGCCCUCAUUCCGAGUUGUUCGCUCGCUAGCUGCUUUUAGCAGCAUUACACACGCUAGGCCGCCACCCUCUGGGAGUGUAUCUUAGCUUAGCAGAAUUGCUCGAAAAUCUUUUCCUGCAGUUUCUGAGUAGCUCCAGACCUACUCCUACACUGCGAUCACCUCAGUCCGUUUAGUUCCUGGUUUGACGUCACAAACACGCCCUGCGUUCGGCCAGCCACUCCCCCGUUUCUCCAGCCACUCCCGCGUUUUAGCCUGACACGCCUCCGUUUUUUAGCACACUCCCUGAAAACGGUAAGUUUCCACCCAGAAACACCCACUUCCUGUCAAUCACUCCCCGAUCAGCAGAGCGACUGAAAAGCGUCGCUCAUCCCUGUGUAAAACGGCAUAGUUUUGUGUGAAAUUACUUCGUGCGUGCGUACCGCAGCCCAUACGCAUACGCAGAAAUGCCGAUUUUUAGCCUGAUCGCUAUGCUGCGAAAAACCGGCAGCGAGCGAACAACUUGGAAUGAGGGCCUAUAUCCCCACUGUACAGUCCACACAUAUCCUCCCAUAUGGGUCAUUGGGUAGACAGUCAUUAGGUCGACAUGUACUAGGUUGACAGGUCAAAAGGGCGACAUGAGUUUUUUUUUGUUUUUUGGGUGUCGUAUUCUUCGUAAAGUGACGGGGAACCCCAGUUAGUGCACCGUGUCCCCUCGCUGUGCUCGCUUCGCUCGCCAUGCUUCGGGCAAGGUUCUGCGCUGCGCUCGGCACAUGUUACUAUUCCCAAUCGUGGUCCACGUGGAUCGUAAAGUAUGAAAAAGUCCAAAAAUGUAUUUAAAAAAACAAAAAACUCAUGUCGACUUUUUGAACUGUCUACGUAGUACAUGUCAAUACGGUGGACAACUAUGCAAUAGAUAGCACCUAUCCUUGUGUAUCAAUGCUUAUUUCCCCAUAGAUUGUAAGCUUGCGAGCAGGGCCUUCCGACCUCUAUGUCUGUCUGUUAUUACCCAGUUUUGUCUUAUCAUUGUGUCCAAUUGUAAAGCGCAAUGAAAUUUGCUACGCUAUAUAAGAAACUGUUAAUAAAUAAAUAAAUACUCAGUGGUUCCAAGUGGUUAAUAGGAGAACAGAAUGGCAGGCAUGGGAAUGGAGAGAGUUAAACCUCCUGUGAUGGGUGUGGACCAAAAUGACAUGACAGGUUACAGCCAAUUAUAGUUAAGGGAGGGACCAGUAUAUAGGGGAUGCAUGGGGCAUUAUGGGUCUCUUUUGGUUUGCCUUGCGGUGAGUGUUGCUGUCCUGAUUAGGACAGUUUUAUUUAUCUUGCCGCUCAGAGGGUGGUGGAGAGGGAGCCAUUGUGGGGCCUUUAGUCUCGCCAGCCCGUUCGGCCCCAUCGUCAAGAUCUGUCUCCCCUGCCGCAGUUGGCAGUGCCGUUGUUGCGGUCCGGUCGCGGGCGGCAGGGGGGACGCCAGUCUGAGGCGAGUGAGGGAGUGGUGGCCGGGGCUCGGCCUGCGGCUCCCUCCGUUGCUGGCCUGUUUUCGUGGGCCCGCAGGCGCGUCGGGGAGGGCCUACGGGCCAUCCUUUAGUGGGAGUCAUGCCACCUCCGCCGCCCAUAGCUAGGCCGCAGUUAUCUGCCGGCCGUGUGCGGCGGGGUGGGUGGCGGGCACUGGAAAGGCAAGGGGAGGUGGUAGCCGGAUCUCGGCCGGCGGCUUUCUCCCCUGUAGGCCUGGAUUCCGCUCGGCGCUGGGGGGGCGCUCGGCAAGGGUCGCGCGCGUCCGUCCCUGCUGAAUAUUUUCCUUUACAGGUUUUUCUAGUGGUUAGGGUUACAAUAAAUAGCUAACAAUUUUCUGCCAAA
This is a messenger RNA of Pseudophryne corroboree (corroboree frog), 5487 nucleotides long. RefSeq lists its product as uncharacterized. Gene Ontology annotation, biological process: regulation of actin cytoskeleton organization; regulation of osteoclast development; regulation of bone resorption. The record is from RefSeq and is a predicted model, not a curated record. Gene Ontology annotation, cellular component: focal adhesion; cell surface; plasma membrane. The transcript has 5 exons. NCBI's taxonomy places the organism in Eukaryota, Metazoa, Chordata, Amphibia, Anura, Myobatrachidae. Bases 110 to 1375 code for a protein of 421 amino acids.